Molecule: messenger RNA, 909 nt
Organism: Plectropomus leopardus (leopard coralgrouper)
Lineage: Eukaryota; Metazoa; Chordata; Actinopteri; Perciformes; Serranidae
Source: RefSeq, a predicted model, not a curated record
UAUGUGAUGGCGAGUCCAGACCAGGGCCAGCUGCUGAAGGGGAUGUUCGUGCCGUACUGCGAGGGCUGCGGGCCGGUUCAGCUGGGUCAGGCCGUGGGCAUCGUGGGAGCCGUCAUCAUGCCUCACAACAUUUACCUCCACUCUGCUCUCGUCAAGUCUCGAGAAGUAGAUCGAUCGAACAAGAAAGAGGUGAAAGAGGCCAACAAGUAUUUCUUCAUCGAGUCGACCAUCGCGCUGUUCGUCUCUUUCCUCAUCAACGUGUUCGUGGUGGCCGUUUUCGCCGAGGCUUUCUACGGACACACGAACCAAGAUGUGUACAGCGUCUGCAAUAAAACAGGAAGUCCUUAUUUAGAGAUUGCAGAUCUGUUUCCUCUCAACAAUGAAACUCUGGAGGUGAACCUUUACAAAGGGGGAGUGGUGCUCGGCUGUUUCUUUGGCCCUGCAGCGCUCUACAUCUGGGCCGUGGGGAUCCUCGCAGCUGGUCAGAGCUCCACCAUGACGGGAACGUACUCCGGCCAGUUUGUCAUGGAGGGUUUCUUGAACCUGCGCUGGUCGCGUUUUGCUCGGGUGUUGUUGACCCGCUCCAUCGCCAUCACUCCCACCCUGCUGGUGGCCAUCUUCCAGGACAUUCAGCACCUGACGGGCAUGAACAACUUCCUCAACGUGCUGCAGAGCAUGCAGUUGCCAUUUGCCCUCAUUCCCAUCCUCACUUUCACCAGUUUGCCGUCUCUCAUGAAUGAGUUUGCCAACGGAUUAGUCUUUAAGAUCGGAGGAGGCAUCGUGAUCUUGAUCGUGUGUGCCAUCAACAUGUACUUCGUCGUGGUCUAUGUGACCGACCUCAACAGUGUGUGGCUGUAUGUGCUGGCGGCGCUCCUCUGCAUAGCAUACCUGACAUUUGUGGGAUAUUUG